This is a messenger RNA of Oreochromis aureus, 7171 nucleotides long. It is a transcript of the gene cnih3, whose product is annotated as cornichon family AMPA receptor auxiliary protein 3. The record is from RefSeq and is a predicted model, not a curated record. Gene Ontology annotation, cellular component: dendrite; synapse. Gene Ontology annotation, biological process: regulation of AMPA receptor activity; vesicle-mediated transport. The transcript has 7 exons. Lineage: Eukaryota; Metazoa; Chordata; Actinopteri; Cichliformes; Cichlidae. Bases 511 to 993 code for a protein of 160 amino acids.
GAGCGGCGUUUAUUGCCGCCUGUGUGCUGUGCACUGUGGCAGGGCUCCUCUCUAACAGCAGCUCAGCGCAGAGGCCGUAGCAGCAGGGCUCCUCCUGCUGCCGCUGAAUGGAUUACCUACUUAUUCACCUUCCCCGAGUGGCUCUGCGUGGACACCUCGUCUCGCCGCCUUUCUGUGAUUUCUGUGCUCGCCGGGACUGCGACCACUGAUCAUGCACUGAUUUGCGAGCAGCUCUGACUUCGGAGUCGCCUCGCUGCUGCUGCUGGGUGAACGCACAGCUGAUCAUUCGGAGAGGGGCUAUUUGCAACAAAUUGUUGCAAACAGUGUGAGGGGCGAAGUCAUGGUGCCAGCACCGCCUCGGCUUUCCGUGGCACUGUGAGAACUUUCUUUUCACCCCCACCCCUCCCCCUUGCCCCUCUUUCUUCUUCCCCCUUGCCUCUCUUUUGUUUUAGAUGUUUGGCUGCAAGAUCGUGCUUCCUCGGGAAAUUAUCCACGUUUCCCUUUUCAAUUAUGUUCACGUUUGCUGCCUUCUGCUACAUGCUGUCUCUGGUCCUCUGUGUGUCCCUGAUUUUCUUCGCAAUAUGGCAUAUAACAGCUUUUGAUGAGCUUCAGGCAGAUUUCAAGGUGCCAAUCGAUCAGGGCAACCCACUCCAUGCGAGGGAGAGACUGCGAAACAUCGAGAGGAUUUGCAACUUGCUGAGGAAGCUGGUGCUGCCAGAGUACUCCAUCCAUGUGUUGUUCUGCAUCAUGUUCCUGUGUGCUCAGGAGUGGCUGACUGUGGGCCUCAACAUUCCCCUGCUCUUCUACAACACGUGGAGUAGGUACUUCCAUUCCCCAACGGACACUAAGGAGCUGCUGUACGACCCAGCGUCCGUGAUGAAUGGUGACACACUCAAGUUCUGCCUGAAGGAGGCCUGGUGCAAGCUGUCCUUCUUCGUCCUUUCCUUCUUCUACUAUCUCUACUGUGUGUGGAACCUGGAAAUAUCCCUCUAAUAGGUCUUAUCAGUGGAAACACUUAAAGCUCAUAUUGGACUGAUCUGCAGCAGCAACAGGUAUUCUACAAUACAAGGUGAUGGUGCAUUCACUUUCAAAUCUAAAGUCAAGGACACAUUCAAGAGAAUUUGUCCUUGCCUCUUUUCCUCACAAUUUCAAGAUUUUGUGGUGUGAUGUAUCUGUAGCAACUUGCUGGCCUUCAUGAUCCUCCCUGUUUCUACACUCUUGUUCAAGGGUCCAAGGAGUAAAACAGUUUGUUUGUUACAGUAUCAGGAGGUUCUGCUGAAAGCAAAACAAGCCAAAUUUGAGUAGUUUAAAUUCGGUUGUGGAGAUUUAUUAUUUGACCAAAACUGUGAUUUCAGUACAUUAGUGUGCAUUUGGGUAAAAUGCUACCCCUUUCCCAAUGGCUGGCCUAAAUAUGAGGGAAAAAUCUGUUACUAUAUUUUGAAUGGCACUGACUCAUUACAAAUCAAAAUGCACAAAUUAUGCAUCAGCCAAAAGAACAAAACCUCACAAAACUAUUACGUAAACUUAUUUAAGUCCCCAGUACAACUGCAACAAAGGAUUCUUGAGACUAAUAGUUUCCACAUCUGCCUAAAGGGUGAGUGCGUGUAACAUAAAAUUCAUUGCCAAUUAGAUGAGUAGCAAUUCUAAAACUGAGACUUAAACUUUCAGCCCUUUUGUAGUUACAAAAAAGAAGGGCUGGUGUUAACUGGUCAACAGCCUUAACACUGGCAUGUAACAUUGUAUAAGUAGUACUUAUACAAUGUUACAAAAUGUAUUUUUUCCAUUUUAAAUAAGAUUUCAACACACAUAAGCAUCCACUAAAGGAAGGUUUUAUCUUGUAAUUAUGACUUAUGAAUCUCAAAAUUACCAGAAAAAAAACCCAGACAUACAUCUUUUAAACACAUGCCAUAAAUAUCUGGCAACUGAGAAGACUGCUGGACUUUUGGGUGAAGAAUCUUGUCUUAUUCUGGUCCAGUAUCAUAUUCUAGCUGCUCAACAGCCCUGUGUCUUCUUUGUUGUAUUUUUCAUAUCAUGAUACACCAAAUGUUUUGACCUAGAAGGCAGGCUAGUUCAGCAACCGGACUCUUCUUUUGUAAUAGACACAGUAUUGUGUUUACCAUUGCCUUGCUGAGAUUUGCAAGGCCCAUACAUAAUUUUUCAAAGUUUUCACAAAUAUGGACUAAAAAGUGGAAAAUUCAUGUUAAAACACUGUCUUAAACUAAGCAGGGGAUUAACUUGAACUGACAUUGAGAACAUCAAUAAUAUUAUGUUGAUGUUGCAAUUUUUUUUCAUGUUAUGUGAGGUUUGAAUUUUAUAAAAUAAAGCGUCAAUUUUUUCCAUUUAGAGCUGUUGCUACAUACUUGUAGUACUGUAGCUAUAAAGCUGAUGACUGAAAGGUCAUUGUGGCCCGUUGAAAAGAUGGCCCUUGCAACAGAAAUCACACUUGAGCUUUGUUUUAAUGAUAAAAAUAACAAAUUCAAAGAGUACACUCUAAUUUUAUACAACUAUAGUGAUGGUCUACAUAAGGAAUUCAUGAGGUUGAACUGAAAGUGAAGCAGCCUGAAACCUGAUCUGUGCAGCUUGUUUCUGUUUCCUCGACCCUCCUUUUUCCACUGCUCCCCAAACCAAAAUGCACUCGUCUGCAUCUGUGACCUUCACACCUUUGCAACCAAUCAUGCUAACACACACACACGGAAAACCCAGUGUAUUGUAUGCAUAUAAUGAAACUGUGCAUGCUGUGCAGGCACAACUGAACACACAGCUCCACCUGAACACUCACCUUCACACCUGGGAAAUGGAUAAUUCAAAAAUCCUUUCUGGUUGCUCGGUGGAGCUUAGCCUGUGCAGAUGAUCCGCUGUAGUUACUCUGUAACACAUGAUUUUGUCCAUCUGGACACAGUGGGAGGCCAGAUGCAUUGAAGAGCACUAAGUGAACAGAUACUUCUCAGAUGUCUACAUCUGUGCCUGCAAAUUUACUUUACAGAGAUACAUUAUGAGACAACACAAGAUUACAAAACAGUAAAAUGCGUUAUAACAAAGCUUGCUUACCUCACAAAUUGAAAGAUAACGCACCUGCUAGUUUCCUCAUGCCUGCCUAGCUUCUUUUCUGUCUUAGACCCAGGUGGGUUCUGUGCUUUCUCACCUUCCUCAAUCUCCUGACACUGGAUGGUAAUGAAGUCAUGCCUGACAAAUGAAGUCUCCUUCCUUUGGAGUGUGACCUUUGACCUCAACCCUCAAACUUCUGACCUUCUUUCUUCCCUCUAUCCUCGUGUAAUUUCUGUCACAUGGAUGCUGUGUGGAAUGUGGUGCACUACACUAACAAGCACUUUCCCUUCCUGCAAGAUCAAUACAGGUUUUAUGUCUUUCCUCAGCUUGGGUUUACCCCUGUGCUCUGAAACACUGGGCAUUGGCAUGCUACUGCCUGCAUAUUCUAGCCUAACCUUUUAUUUAAAAAGAAAAAUCAUGAAUGCUGUUCUUCUGAUCUUCCUGGGGCAUGAAAGUUUUGUUUUUGUGUCAGCCAUACACUCAGCACACACACAAGUUUAACAUUGGCUCAAAGAUAUUAAGUUAAUGGAACAUGAAAUAACCAACAUCUGUUACUAUAUUAACCCUUAAUACAGAGAAUAUACUGAAAAUUUACCACAGAUGAUGUAACACUACAUUAUCUGCAGGACUGCAGAUGAGCAGAAACUACAUAUUGUAUUUUUUUUACUGUGUUUGCUACUGGGGUGAUAUUUGAGGUCGGGGAAACAAACUACAUUUCAAUGAAGCAGAAGCAAAACAUGUUAAUUCACUUUUAUGUCACAAUGUUCAAUGAAUUGUACCUGCCAGUGGACCAGAACUGAUUUGAUGUUUGCUGCUGUGAUGCCUUUCCACUUGGUAGAAAAUAUUAUUAGAACUGACUGCUGAAAACUAACUGUGUCAAGAGAUGUACUCUAAGACACUUCUUCAGCUGAGAAUCAGAGAGGAGAAACACACAGUUUUACUUGCAUGCAAGGGCAGCCACAGAGCACCUGCACCUGGAGUGAGGGCUCCGGGACUCGCACUCUGCCACUGCCCUGGUCUUUAUUUAUACACAAGAAGAGUAAUACAACAGUGAAUACGUUUGUUCAGUGGAAUGUUGAUGCGUGAGCAUGUGUGGAUAUGUGUGUGUGUGUGUGCACGUGUGUGCGUGUGCCAGGAGAGGCUCCUCUACCUGGUACAAAGUGAAACUGCUUAUUAAGCUCUUAUCUAGCAGGUACUGCUCCUUCCCUGCAUGAUAACGGGUCACAGUGAAUCAAAACAGUCUGAGUUAUAAAGAGGUCAUCAUGCAGUAUUCUAUCAUAUGCAAACUUAUAUUAUUAAAAGAUUAUACUGACUACUAAGUACAAUUUUCUAUUGACAAACUGAUACCAUUCUCAGUCAACUUUUUGACCUCCAGUUAUGCUAGAGAGAAAUGGCAUGACAUGCUAUGUAACCUAAACAUGUUUUUUAGCUUGAUCUUACCUUAUAACUGCACCCACAAGAGUGUACUCAUGACAUGACAUACACCAACAGUUAUAUAUUACUGUUGGAAAAUAAAUAAACAAGUAAUCUUUAUGAUGUAACAAUGCUAUAAUAAUGGCUUGUUUGGGCUUAUUGCACAAAAAUAUUGAGAGGGUUGAGAAGGAAACUUAGAUAACUUUUCUUGUCAUAGUUGCAAGUAGAGUUGUCACAAUACCAGAAUUUCAAACUUAAAAUUGAUACUUUUUUUCAUAUCGCAGCUAAGCUUUUGACCUCAUCCUGCAGCAAGAGAAGUAAUGGCAAAGAAGCCAUUUUUUGAAAAAGAUAAGUUGUUAAUUUUCCACCAGUUUUUCAAAUUAUAAAUUAGAUAAUCAAUUAUCUGUGACAUUUUUAUCUGUAUUGUAUCUUACCUUCACAAUAUCUAAAAAGAAAUAACUAAUAAAGAAAUGAAACAACACAAUACAUAACACAUUUAAAUCAUAGCAAUUUUUGUAGAAGAAAAGCAUCAUGAAAAAGUUAAAAAUGAACUUUUGUGGUAUUAGUUAUGCUAAAAUAAAGAAGAUAUUUUAAAAAUGGUGCCUUCAGUGUGAAAGAUUGAACCAGUCACUGCCUCCGCUCCAUGAUAACAGAUAGCUAAUGUGCCAGUCAGGUAAUUGCUAACACUUAAUCCGGUAAUGCUAAUGUGUGCACUGGUCAGUGUAACAUUUUUGAUAACUUUUAAUUAUCUCUGAAAUCUCUCAUAAAAUAUUGCUCAGUGUUAUGAAAUUCAACUACAUCAGCUGUUAAUGAGGAGAACACCAGUGCCCCUGAUUUUCCUGCAGUGGUGCUGUGUGAAUCAACUGGACCUAUUUAUUUUGAUAUUGGUGCCAAUGAAUAUUAUAAUUCAAUAUUCAUUUUAGUAUCGAUUAAUAUGUCAGUAUGGAUUUUUUCUGACAACCCUAGUUGGAACAAUAGGGUUAAAGGUCAUAGGUCAAAGAAACAAUGAUUAUUGGUUUGAAUUGUGAAACAAAAAGUGGUCUUUCAUAUUGUUGAUGUUUUGUUGACGCCAUCCAUCGAUCCCAACCUCCUCAUUUUAUUGACUUGGCACAUAGCUAAAUCUACUGACUUCCCUGUCACACUAAAUUUUCACAGCAAGAAAAAAGAUGUGUUUUGUUGCUAAAACAGUUAAUGGUAAAUUGUAACUGUGGGUCGUAAUAGGCUGCUACAAAAAUUACCUCUGGGGUCAUCUGUUAAGUAGUUCAGUCAUGUUGUGCAAAUGAAAAAAGUAUUGCAGCUAUUUGUAAUGAGCUUGGCGUGAGAUCUCUGUUUCAAUAUUAUUAUAAAACUGUCCUUAGUCAAGGAAUUGCUUUAGUUUUCCUGUGUGCAUUUUACCCCACACAUGGAUAUGCAAGCAUGCUCUACACUCUAAUUAGACUUAGACUAAUUGGACAUUAACUUGUUAACACACAUUGUUCCUGUCUAAUAAGGUGUCUUUCAAAGGGCACAUGUUCACCACUAAUUCAGUUUAUAUUAUAAAUGUCCAAUUAAUUGGGCAUUUAUAAUACAAGUCCACCUCUCCUGGCAUAUGCAUGGUAGCAUAUGCCAACAGCAAGUGUUAGACUCUUAUUAUUCUUCCUAUUCUCUAGCUCAGUGUUUCCCAACUUUUUGGAAUCAUGGCACAUAUUUCACAUUAGAAAAAUCACACGGCACACCACCAAACAAAACCACCAGGUAUAGCAGAAUUGCCUCGGUUUGUCCCCAGUAUACCUUUUGUGCUUUCUUCUGACCACUACUCAUGCUAGGGCCUUCAUCUGGGUCAGAAUUUUCUGCUGGACCCAGGUCAGAUUGACUACUUUUUUUUAAUUCAAAUAUUCAUCUAUUGCAAUUAAGCGCUGCGUUGUCUCACUCACAGCAUAACUAUUAUGUAUUUUUUUCAUCUUCUUCUGUUUUACUGGCAGUUAGCAACCAAUUUAAUUAGAGCAGGUAGUUGUACUGCCCCCUAGUGGAAGAGAAUGUAAUUGUUCUGCCCGUUACUCAGGUUGAUCGCAUAGAGUACUAAUCAAACGGAACGAGAUAAUCUUCCACGGCACACCUGAUCAUUUCUCGGCACAGUGGUUGGGAAGCACUGCUCUAGGCACAAACCAUAGGCUAUAUGUAAAAGUUAGAUAUAGCAGCCAAUUGGUUUCUGAACAUUGAUGUUGUUUUUUGAUCCAAAGUUACCAUGUUUAGAUUAGAUUGGAAUGCUUAGUGAUAAGUUACCAAGCUUGGUAAACUACUUAUAUCCAUAUGGUGUAUAGCACAAUGACUGGAACAAAAACUGGAAGGACGCCCACGGACAGGGAACUGGGGGCUAUGUAAUGACCAUCCAUGGAAUAUGCGUGAAAAUUCAUGUGAAAUCUCUUUUAGCACAGAAGAUUUGCCCCCCAGGAAUUAAACUUAUUUUAACUUUGAGGCAAGAAAUAAAAAUGGGAGAAAAAAAAUACGAGCGAUAAUGCACAAGAUAAUGUGAUAAUGCACCACAAACUACAGCUACCCUUAAUUCUGAUCCUAAAUAAAUCCAAAUGAAUGAUAUAGGGUAAAUUUUUGCCCAGUCUACAAUAGAGAUGGACCGAUCCGAUAUUACGUAUCGGUAUCGGUCCGAUACUGAAGUAAAUUACUGGAUCGGAUAUCGGAGAGAAAUAAAAAAUGUAAUCCGAUCCAUUAAAUAUCA